GUCAAAGUUGAAAGUAAUGACGUUCCAUCGACGAAUCAAAUAUGGAGUCUAUCUUUCACGAGAAACAAGAGGGCUCCCUGUGUGCCCAGCAUUGUCUGAAUAACCUGCUUCAGGGCGAGUACUUCACUCCUGUAGAGCUGUCCUCCAUCGCGCAUCAGUUAGACGAGGAGGAGAGAAUGAGGAUGGCGGAGGGAGGCUUAACAAGUGUGGAAUACAGAACAUUCCUACAGCAGCCUUCUGGAAACAUGGAUGACAGUGGCUUCUUCUCAAUACAAGUCAUCAGUAAUGCUUUAGGGGUAUGGGGCUUGGAGCUGGUCCUCUUCAACAGCCCAGAGUACCAAAGACUGAUGAUCGACCCAAUAAAUGAAAAGGCAUUUAUAUGCAACUACAAGGAACACUGGUUUACAGUACGAAAACUAGGACAACAGUGGUUUAAUCUGAACUCCUUGUUGACGGGUCCAGAGCUGAUUUCAGACACAUAUCUGGCUCUUUUUCUAGCACAGUUACAGCAAGAAGGGUACUCCAUAUUUGUGAUUAGAGGGAACCUUCCGGACUGUGAGGCGGAGCAGAUUCUGCGGCUCAUGAGGGUGGAGCAGCGGCAGCGACCCAAGCUGAUUGGAGAAGAAGCAGCCCAGUCCAGCAGUGGCCAAGCUGCAGCUGACCGGGGUAUGUCAGUGCAACACAUGUUGGAGGUGGGGCAGGGUCUGGAAGAGGGUGUAAUUGACGAAGAUGAGGAGGAAUUGCGGAAGGCCCUGGCCCUGAGUCGACAGGACAUGGAGGUGGAGGACGAAGAGGCUGAUUUACGCAGGGCCAUUCAGCUCAGCAUGCUCGGUGCAGCAGGGAGCAGUCAAGUACCUGAAACCAAAGAUGAGGGGCAAGUCAAGUUGUCGGAGUCCACUGCCAAUGAGAAACUAACUGCUGAAGAGCUGCGUAAGAAGAGACAGGCUUAUUUUGACAGGCAGUCCCCACAGAAUGCACAAGCCCCCACUCCACAACAACAGGACAGCCAAAGCACUGGAGCACUGGCAGGGAGUGCAGGUACAUGGCUGUGGAAUAUAAUGGCUCAAAGAUCUGAACCGCAGACCAUCGUACAACACGAACAAAUUGGGAGAGCGCGACAGUAAGCAGGAUACAGUGGACACAGAGACCAAGCAGAGCCAGUGAGAGAGGCCUAACCAGCAGAAGCCCAAGAUUGACUACUCUCUGCCAUGCCUGUUCUCGCACUGCCACGCCCCCUCUGUGAGGGCCAGCCCUUCCCCCUCUCUGUAUUCAGCCGGACAGACUGCCAACCAGGUCCUGGGUUGGCGUGCAGAUUGUAGAAAGGGACAAGAAAACAAGCAGUAGUACAAUGCUUUAUUUUGCUAUUAUGGUGUGGAGGGAUGGAGGAUCGGAUUCUGUUAGUUAUUCCAAGUCUGCGGUGGCCUUCUAUCACAGCGCCUUCAAUUCCUAUUUAUUUUUUAUUUAUUUAACUGUCAUUCUCUUUUGGGGGAAGGAGGAGCGGAGUGCAAACAGAACCGCCAAAAGAGCUCAUCUCUGUUUCAGAGCCGGGGAGGGCCCAGGGGUGAGGUUGGAGGCCGGAGGAUGAGAGAGAGAUAACGGGGUACAUUCCACCAGCCCCCAUGUCAUGGGAGCAUUCGGGGAUCAAAGGGGUGAUCAGUUAAAACCCCUCGCCUUCCGUUUCGCAGGUUUCCCUGGAAGGCGACUGCCCCCAUGGGGGCUUGAUUUACUCUGAAUUCUGAAAUUCACCAAGGAUCGGGUGGUUAUCCAGAAAUAUGACACGGAGAGUGCUUUCACGUAUACCAUAAGCAUUGAAACGCUCCUCCAUUUUACACUCAGAGAGCAAAUACUGUGGCCAGUGUGAAUGAGGAGCGAGUCGGAGGCAUUCAGAUUCUGGCCCUGUCCUGGAGAGAUGGAUUGACAAACCGUGGCUUACGAUUUCUGGCAUCUGAUUGCAGCGCACAGUUUGUCGGCCCGCACACGAUAACGUGUGCAAAAAAGCAUGGUGCAUUCACAGUAGCUGUUAUUAUUCCGUUUUGGCAGUCCCAUUUUCUAACCCCUUUACUUAUUUUCAAUCAAAACAUUUCUUCAUAGUUACAUGAUUCCGAGUAGCGUGUUCUAAUUUCUGGGAAUUUUUGUUUUGUCGUCUGGAAAUUGUCCUAAUAAUGACAGUGACCCAAUAGCACUUAUUCAGUAUGAAACAAAAUACCUUUCUCAGACAUUUUAUCACAACUGAUGCAUCAGAAGGCAAUUGGCUAGGAUUCAAAUGACAUAUAUGUGUAGACUCCAAAACAAUGGCUCCACCACUUAAGUCACAUUUGAAAUGGCCUUUAUUAUCCUUUAUUACAUGAGAAUAUGUUCAGAAUUGAAGCAUUUAAACUGGCAAAACAUUGUCUGGAAAACCAACAACAUGUACUGUGCUAACCCCUCUUAAAGGAACAGAAGGAUACCAUACUUUAAUAUCUGAAUAAAUAGUCCGUUUACAAAUAGUGUUUACAAUGGAUUGCAAGUUAAACAUUGUAGUUGCAGAAGGUGCCAAUGUAAGUAUCCCGUGGCCAAAUAUGGUAUUACAAAAUGUCGGCAUUGAACGUGAAAUUUGCACGCAUUGUGGGGAGUUUACUUGGGAGCUUUUUUGUUGAGGGUCCAGGUUAAAUUUCGAUUUUAUUUCUGUUUUUCAUGGAUAUCGAUCAGGCAUUAUUGGGACCAUGUUGAAUUUGACACAUAAGGGCUUGAGGGUUUUAUUUUUUUGUAUUUUUUAACAUUCUGUCAUGGGUAUUAAAUGUUUUAUUUUUUUAAAUGUUGUAUUCUACACCACUAAGUGACUAAAUGCUACUGUACAUGUCUGCAUCUGGAAGCUUUCAAUAAAUAAAAUAUCAAUUUCCCUCA
Conger conger (European conger) is the source of this 2883-nucleotide messenger RNA. RefSeq names its product ataxin 3 (gene atxn3). The transcript is spliced from 11 exons. Gene Ontology annotation, biological process: protein deubiquitination. The record is from RefSeq and is a predicted model, not a curated record. Gene Ontology annotation, cellular component: nucleus. Gene Ontology annotation, molecular function: cysteine-type deubiquitinase activity. The coding region runs from base 42 to 1124 and encodes 360 amino acids. Lineage: Eukaryota; Metazoa; Chordata; Actinopteri; Anguilliformes; Congridae.